UUCGAAACCCUGCAUUAGAGUUCUGGAGAGCCUUUACGACUCGUCACUAAUCCCGUGCGCCGCCUUCGCGUGCUUCUCUACUGCGUGGAAACACAAUUUUUACCUGCAGCCACUCAUCGUGUAAAAGUCUGGUUGCAGGCAUUAAAAGUGGCCAGACGAUUCCGCGAUAAUGGCAGACUUUCAACAAUCGACAAAUCGCUUUCUCAGCUGGUUCAAGUUGGUCGGCGGCGAAUUCAAGGACGACCUCAUUGAGGUUCAAGAUCUGAGGGCUCAAGGCGCAGGUCGAGGCAUCGUUGCAAAAAAAGACAUUCCUGAAGAUUGCACACUUCUCACAAUACCAAGAUCCGCCAUCAUCAACAUCGAAACGUCCGAACUUCCUAAGAAGCUACCAAAGGUGUUUGAAGCCGCGUUUGACGAGGAAGAUGAAGACACCGAACCCCUCGAUCCUUGGGAGUCGCUCAUACUCAUUAUGGUCUAUGAAUACCUGCAAGGUGAUGCUUCGCGAUGGAAACCCUACUUGGAUGUCCUGCCGACAACUUUCGACACGCCUAUGUUUUGGACUGAAUCAGAGCUUAAGGAACUCGAAGUCACCGUGCUAACGAAAGAUAAGAUCGGAAGACAAGCCAGCGAUGAUAAGCUUCGUACUCGCAUCGUUCCUGUCGUGAAACAUAAUCCGGACAUCUUCUAUCCUGUCGGCAAGAAUCAGCUUACAGAGGACGAUCUGCUCAAUCUGGCGCACCGGAUGGGCAGCACAAUCAUGGCUUAUGCUUUCGACUUGGAAAAUGACGAGGAAGAAGAUGAAGCGGAUGAAGAUGGUUGGGUCGUCGAUAGGGAUGCACAGAAGAUGCUAGGUAUGGUACCUAUGGCUGACAUUUUGAAUGCUAACGCCGACUUCAAUGCUCACGUCAACCACGGUGAAAGCCUCGAAGUCACGAGUCUUCGUUCUGAUAUCAAAGCUGGCACCGAGAUUCUGAACUAUUACGGCGCUAUGCCUUCAUCUGAAGUUCUGCGACGCUAUGGAUACAUCACAACCGAGUACCACAGGUACGAUGAAGUUGAAAUCCCUCGUAGCGCUGUUGCACAGGCCCUGGGUAGAGCAACUGGCCUCUCGCCUUCUGAGCUACUCGAGAUGGGCAUUGAGAUAGACGCAGAUAAAGAAGGCGAUCCGUAUAUCAUCGAGCGCGACUCGGGCGCGCCUAACGAAGAGGGCCGUCUUAUCGAGGAAGCGAAGAUGGACGAGUUCCCUGAGCUUGAGGAAGAGCUCAAACUCGCGCUAAAGGCCAUAAAAAAGCACAAGCCAGAAAUGAUUGCAGAUAAUAGGAAGCGCGAUGGGGCUGUCAAUGCUGUCAUUACCGAAGUGGUGGCUGACAAACUCGCACAAUACCCUACAUCGAUAAGGGAAGAUCGAGCCAUUUUGAAGAAGUCUGGUAUUACAAACAGGCACCGCAUGGCAGUUGAGGUGCGGUUGGGAGAGAAGGUUUUGCUGGAAGAGGCUCUUACCAUGCUGAGGGCCAGAAGUGCUGCGGUAGCCAACGAGGACGAGGAACGACCAGCGAAGAAGAUGAAGAGCAAAGCACAAUAAGGGGCAAGAAUUUCCAGAGCGUCUAAAGUUGAGUUCCAAGACCCGCGUCAAGUUGUCAUUACCCACUUAGAUCCGCCCGCUGGCCGUAGAACUCCCUUAAAGUCUGCUCAACCUCCUCGAGUGUCCAUAUAACCUCCUCGCUCCCAUCCUUGACCUGUAACUUCUCUCGCACUCGCUGCGUGAAAUUGGAUCCGUCUUGCGUAAUACUUGAUUGCGAUGUUUGCUGCUCAUCACGCGGUGGACUCCUCGA
This is a messenger RNA of Didymella exigua CBS 183.55, 1832 nucleotides long. Its product is annotated as SET domain-containing protein RMS1. The transcript has 4 exons. The coding region runs from base 170 to 1582 and encodes 470 amino acids. NCBI's taxonomy places the organism in Eukaryota, Fungi, Ascomycota, Dothideomycetes, Pleosporales, Didymellaceae. Gene Ontology annotation, molecular function: protein binding; protein-lysine N-methyltransferase activity. The record is from RefSeq and is a predicted model, not a curated record. Gene Ontology annotation, cellular component: nucleus. Gene Ontology annotation, biological process: peptidyl-lysine monomethylation.